Molecule: messenger RNA, 1368 nt
Organism: Xyrauchen texanus (razorback sucker)
Lineage: Eukaryota; Metazoa; Chordata; Actinopteri; Cypriniformes; Catostomidae
Product: ankyrin repeat domain-containing protein 34C
Exons: 1
Coding region: 1-1368 (455 amino acids)
Molecular function (GO): protein binding
Source: RefSeq, a predicted model, not a curated record
AUGGCAGAACCACAAGAUUACCUGAUGGAUGGCACUCCGCUCAUCACCGCCGCUCUACUGGGCAAACUGCGUUUGGUUCGUCUGUUGGUGGAAGGAGGCGCCCAGGUCAACAAGCGCAACCAGAGAGGAGAGACGCCCCUGCUGGCCGCCUGCCGAGCUCUUCGGGGCGAACAGUGUGGAACAACUAUGCUCAAACUUAUUCAGUUUCUCCUUAAUAACCAGGCUGACCCAAACAUACAGGACAAGUCGGGCCGUACGGCCCUCAUGUACGCCUGUAUGGAGCGGGCAGGGGUAGAAGUGGCAUCUGCUUUGAUCGCAGCAGGCGCUGACCCGAGUAUGGAAGACUACGCCGGGGCUUCGGCUCUCGUAUAUGCCAUAAAUGCCCACCAUCAGGACACUCUACAGGUGUUGCUCGACGCCUGCCGAGCCAGAGGACGUGACAUCAUCAUCAUCGCCACAGAUUUAAACUGCGACGGCAGCAGCGUGACACGGCGUUACCUGAAUGUCCCGCCCUCACCUGACAGCUCACCCGUCUCCUGCAUGUCUCCCUCAGAUAUCGAGCUGAAGACCAGCUCGCCAAACUCCGAGGGAGAAAACAUCUUCAAUUUUCGAGGUGGCGAGACGGCGUCUCCUUUGCUUCAGAGGAGCGGUUCUUUGUACCGCCAGCGGUUGCGUUCAGAGCCCUGGCUGGCCAUUCAAAACCUGGCCCAUCUUACCCACACCUACGAGAAGAACUCUGAGGGAUCCGUGGGAGAAGACAACGAGGACGAGAGUGGCGAAAGACACGAAGAGGAUCAAACCACCUCCUCACUCGCCAGCCUAUCAAAGAAAACCGAUUUCAAACCCAAAUGGAGCCAAUCAGGACAAGAGCGGCAACAAAGCCGAAGGAAUACUUUACCUGACCUUCAAGGUCAGUCGUUACUCCAGUUACCUUCCCUAAAACUGACGCUCUCCAGCUCAGAUACUCACCUACACGAGUUACUUCCAGCAUCAUCCAGCGGAACCCAGUUCCCUUCCAUAUACAGAACCAGUUCGCUGUUUCUAGCGCCCCCUAGUGGGAUUCGUGACUCCAGUACGACUAGCAAAAAGAAGCCGCGAGAGCAGUUGAGUGCUAAACCUCCAUCCCGGGGCGGUUUCCUGCCCCCUCUCCCCAUUAGCGCUACUGUAAAUGCUUUUCUACCACCCGUGUGCAGAGACCCAAACCCAGAAUCCAGAUCUACAGUCUCACUUCCUGUCAAACAGGAAGCUCAGAGCGGCAGGAGUCUGUUACGCCGUCACUCUAUCCAGCUCGGGCAGAUGAGCCAGACAGGAUGUUCAGAGGAAACGCAAUAUCUUUUGGGAACAUCGAAUAAAACUGGCAAACAAUGA